UACAAACGAAAGAGAAAAAAGUCAGCAGCAAUAUACAAAACGAGAGAGAUUGAUUUUGUGUGCGCUCUUCUAUCGAAAUUCGAUCAUCAUCGAAUAAUUCGUUUUAAUUUAUUUUUAUUUUUUUUCGCAUGUGUGAAUUCAUUUUUAUUGUGAAUUUUGCUGAAUUGACCCGUGGGUUUUCAACGAAAAAGAAACAACAAUGACGAAAAACUACGAGAACAUCAUUUCAACAUGAAAAUGACAGCAAUAAAAUGUGGUGCGAAGUGUUAAAUUACGGCUGAAACGUCAUUUAAGUGGUCAUAGAAUAAAUAAGACGUAAGUGAAGCGGCGAAGAAGAAUUAUUUAUUAGAAGAAACAAAAAUUGAGAACAAAUCGAGAAGACAAAGAGUGGCGAGCAAGAAAAUAUCAACAACGUUUCGAUAAAAAAUUGACCCUCGGAUCAUAAAGUUCAAACCAAAACGAAAUUUAUAGUAAACUUCUAAACAAAACAGCCACUUUUUAAUUCAAAGGCAUUCAUAAAAGCUAGUGGAAAUCAAAAAAAGGGAAACGACGCAACCAAAACAUACGCUACACGAUUGAAUCAUCAACAUCAUUCAUCAAAGACGUGUCUAUUAUUAAAUUUGAUUACGUAAAGAGUUAGCGACGACAACGACGACUCAACAAAGCUCAUCGACAAAACAUUAACGGCAAUGGGAAGUGUUUGGAAACGAUUGCAGCGUGUUAAUAAACGAGCGGCAAAAUUUAACUUUACAGCUUCUUAUCAUGAUCUGAGAGUAGAGACCACCGCCAAAUGGCGACCAACGAAUUUGGCGAUUGUAUGGACAAGACGAUCGAGACGUGUUGCAUCGACACCAUUACCAUGGGAACCCGAUAUGGUAAAUCCACUUAUGGGCCAUAUUUCAUGGGCCGUGCCCGACAAUCACACAAUCAACGUUACAUUGUUCAAAGAUCCACGAACGCAUGAGCUUGAAGAUAAAGAUUGGACUUUUGUUAUCGAAGAUGUGUCACAAAUGGGUAAAAAGCGUGUACUUGCAUCGGCCAGCAUCAAUAUGCGAAAAUAUGCCAGCGUUGAUCCAACACAGCAAUCGUUUACAUUGAAACUAAAGCCGGUUUCACGGAAAAUCAGUUCGGCCGAACUGGAACUUACUCUAAGCUGUGUUUUCUUACGUGAAGGAAAAGCGACUGACGAGGAUAUGCAGAGCAUAGUUUCGUUGAUGUCAGUAAAUAAUAAUUCGGACAUUGCACCAUUGGAUGACCUUGAGGAUAUUCCGGAUUUGGAGAGUUUUGGUGAUAUAUCCGAACAUGUUUUAGAUUUUGCAGCACAAUUGGAUCAACUAACCGAAAGCCUAACUAAUUCAGAGCUUGCAACACCAAUGAGCGCACCUUCAUUAACGGAGGAUCCAACGCCGUUGGCGGAGCAGCAAAAUUAUCCCGAUUUUGAAGAAGAUCAGCAGCCGCCUUGUCUAGCAACACCAACUCCAGUCGUUGAAAAAGCAAUCAUCGAAACACCGGAACUGAAGAAUUCGUUAGUUGAUAGGUCAAAAUCGAAGGAUACAUUGCCGAUCGUAUCAUCGAUGGUAGUUGAAAAACCGCCGGCCAAAGAGAUUGAAUCGAAACCAUCGGACGAUAUCACCGAUGCCAAUAAAUCGAAAGAGAUUAAAGAUGUCGGUGGUAAUAAAUCAACCCCCAUUGCACCACCGAUAUAUGUGCAAAAAAUAAAGAAACCCGAUGUAGUUAAAUCUAUAACAAUACAGUCUGUAACGCCUGCCUCAAAUCGAUCAAGUGUCUGUGAAUGGACGGAAAAUACGCUUGAAACUCAAAACAAUGUUAAAAAUAUGGAAAAAUCUCAUUUGACUGACCCUGAAAAAGUAAUAUCAACGACGACAACAACAACAAUCACCACCAUUCCACCAUUGAUAGCUGCCACCAAAACCAUAACAACAAUGACAAAUCAAAAACAAUCCUCAUCACCGCCACCAGUGGUGAAAACCUCCGAAGACCAAGAACGAAGCCGUAUGGAAUUGCAGCCAUUGAAUUUGAAAAAGAAUUAUGACAUUUCAAAAGUAAAUAGUAAAAAUGCAAUGAAAGAUCGAACACCGGGUCAAGAUUUGCUCGAAUGGUGUAAGGAUAUUACAAAAAGCUAUGGCGGAAUCAAAGUUACCAAUCUUACAACGAGCUGGAGAAAUGGCAUGGCUUUUUGUGCAAUCAUUCAUCAUUUUGAGCCGGAUUUAAUUGAUAUGAAAUCGCUUUCGCCACAUGAUGUGGUUGGAAAUUGUCGAAUUGCAUUCGAUGCAGCCGAAUGUUUAGGUAUACCACGGCUCAUUGAACCAAGUGAUAUGAGUUUGUUGGCUGUGCCCGAUAAAUUGGCCGUCAUGACAUAUUUAUAUCAAUUGCGUGCCCAUUUUACCGGCCAUCAAUUGCAAAUCGAACAAAUCGGCAAUACAUCAGACGAAUCCAGCUAUAUCAUUGGAAAUUAUAAAUCCGAUAAUUUACCAUCGCAAAAUAUUUUAUCAUUUGACCAUUUAAAGAAACAAUUGACACAACAGCAUUUACUUGAUGACGAUAUCAUUGAUGAAAAAUCACCGAUUGACAAAAAAGAUGUAAAAAAUCUAAUAUUUACCGGUUCAAAGCAUCUGCUUGGCAAAGUUUUAUCACCGGUUAAAGAUAAACAAUUUCCAACAAAUAAUAAUAAAAUCAAUGGAACGCAAUCGAAUACAAAUAAUGCACCCAAUUCAAAUGUAAAUGCUGGAAAAGAGAAUAACAUUUUAAUGACGCGACGAGAAUUAAAUGAUCCAUUUGGUUCGGAUGAAGAUGAUGAUGAUGACGAUCAACAAUCUGGAUCACAACAAUCACAAAAGACUACAAUAAAUGACGCAAAUAAUGCUGAAUGCCAAAGAAAAAAUAGCAAUGUAAAUAAAGUUGAAUCGCCCAUUACCAAUUUGGAUCCGGCUACAGCAAAUAAACUACUUUCACGGCACAAAGAAAUGAGCGAAAAAGCCAAAACAAUGAUGGAACGUCUGAAAAAUAACACAAGUUCAAUGGAAAAUGGAAAAUUUGAUGGCGAGGACGAACGUCAAGCUAGACUUUUGAAUAAAGCACGUCUCCUGAUUGCCGAAACCCGUGCUCGUUCGAUAAAUCCCGAUUCGCCAACGUCACCGACCAAAUCGAUAACGCAUCGCAUUACAUUGUCGCCAGAGCGCACAAUAUCGCCAAUCAAUAAUACGGAUGGUUUCAAUUUUACAUCAAACAAAUCGAGUAACAGCAAAGAGAAUUCGCCAAUCAAACAACGAAACAAUCACAGUCCAUCACCUCGUAUCACACCACCGCGUGAUGUUGAAAAUAAUCAUAGCCAAAGUCCAAAUCAAAAUAUUGUGUUCAAUGAAAAGAACGGCAAUUCACCGACACUGCAAAGUUUCAAUUCGGUAUUGGAAAGUCUGUCACCACAACAUGAAAAGAAGAUAUCGUACAUUGAGAGUGAAUUAGAAGCUUUGGAACGUGAACAAGAAGCAAUCGAUUUGAAGGCUCGAGCAUGUGAAAAGAAACUACGACUUGUGAUGAAUGGACAAACAACAAACGAAGACGAAACGGAAGAACAAUUGCUAUCUCAAUGGUUCACUCUAGUCAAUAAGAAAAAUGCUCUAUUGAGACGUCAAAUGCAAUUGAAUAUUUUAGAGCAAGAAAAUGAUUUAGAAACAAAAUACGCUCUAUUAAAUCGUGAAUUACGGGCGGCACUGUCGGUUGAAGAUUGGCGGAAAUCGCAAGCGCAACGUGACCGUGAGGCACUCUUACUCGCUGAACUUGUGACAAUCGUUGAUAAACGCAACGAACUUGUCCAACAUCUGCAUAGCCAAGAGCAGGCCAUUGAAGAUGAUGAUAAAAUCGAACGCGAAUUGGAGAAUGUUGACAUUACAGCGAAAGACAAAUGUGUGAUUCAGUAAAACAACAUUUGCAUCCACGUGUUGUUUGACAAGAGUUAAUGAUAUCAAGCUGUGAAUUAAAUUAUUAUAGUAGCAAAAUGGGAAAUGUUCUCUAGAACAGGGCGGAUAGACCGAAGCAGGCGAUUAAUAUAGUUUAAAAAUUGAUAUAUUACGGCUUUAGAACAAAAGAUCUAUGUGAAAUACGUCCGUAAAAAUUAAGAAUAUUGUGCGGUCGCAUUCACAUGUCGACAGCAAUCAAAUUGAUUUUUUUUUGGUCAAAAAAUGUACAAUUUAGGAGAGAAAACAUCGAAAGAAAAAUUCGGAAAAAUGGAUUUAAUUCAAACAUUUGCAAUUGUUCAGCAACUGAUCGACCAAAAAUUGUUUUCAUCGGUUUGUGUUGAAUAGAAACGUAAGGAAUGAUAGAUUUUAUCAGCAUGAAAUUUCUAAUAAACGAAUCAAUAGACACACAUCAA
Messenger RNA from Contarinia nasturtii (swede midge), 4390 nucleotides. It is a transcript of the gene Ehbp1, whose product is annotated as EH domain-binding protein 1-like protein 1. The transcript has 13 exons. Gene Ontology annotation, molecular function: protein binding. Bases 690 to 3938 code for a protein of 1082 amino acids. NCBI's taxonomy places the organism in Eukaryota, Metazoa, Arthropoda, Insecta, Diptera, Cecidomyiidae. The record is from RefSeq and is a predicted model, not a curated record.